Dracunculus medinensis (Guinea worm) is the source of this 888-nucleotide messenger RNA. NCBI's taxonomy places the organism in Eukaryota, Metazoa, Nematoda, Chromadorea, Rhabditida, Dracunculidae. The record is from the annotation of a GenBank genome assembly.
AUGAUCUGCUGGAUUCGAUUUAUCAUUUUUUUCAUCCCUCCAUUUAUUUGUUCUUGUUUUUCUGAGAUUCCGCAAAAGCGUUUCCCAAAAGCGAUAAUAAUCGGAGUGAAGAAAGCCGGAACCAGAGCACUUCUUGAAUUUUUGCGACUCAAUCCAUCAAUAAAGGCACCUGGCCCUGAAGUACAUUUCUUCGAUCGAUACUUCGAUAAAGGAUUCGAAUGGUACAGAAAUCAAAUGCCGCUUACCAAUAGCAGCGAUAUAACACUCGAGAAAACUCCGGCAUAUUUUAUCAGCAAAACAGCUCCAGAACGAGUAUGGAAAUUCGAUAAAAAUAUGAGACUUUUGGUUGUAACUCGGAAUCCAAUUACAAGAGCUAUUUCAGAUUAUACUCAAGCACUAAGCAAGCGAAAAAAAGGGUCGAUAUUACCCACAUUUGAAAAAAUGGUUUUCAGUAAUGAGACAAAAGGUUUACCUUCCCGAAGAAAAAACAACCAAUUAGAUCGAAAAUAUGGUGUGAAUUCUUCCUGGGGUGCAAUUCGUAUAGGAAUUUACCAUCGUUUCGUUAAACGAUGGCUGCAGUUCUUUCCACUAGAGCAGUUCCACUUCGUUGAUGGCGAACGUCUUAUAAUAAAUCCUGCUUCAGAAAUUCGAAUCGUGGAGCAUUUCCUUGGUGUCAAACCGACUGUUCAAUCAAGUAAUUUUGUGACAGAUCCGAUUAAAGGCUUCCCUUGUGUACUCCGACUCGACAAUACGAUGCACUGCCUUGGAAAGACAAAAGGUCGAGCCCAUCCUCAGGUUCGGGAAGAUGUCCUCAAGAAAUUACGGGCCUUUUAUGCACCAGAGAACGAAAAAUUUUUCAAACUAAUCAAUAACAGGUUUCAUUGGUAG